Triplophysa dalaica is the source of this 2565-nucleotide messenger RNA. It is a transcript of the gene tagapb, whose product is annotated as T cell activation RhoGTPase activating protein b. The transcript has 10 exons. The record is from RefSeq and is a predicted model, not a curated record. Bases 206 to 2269 code for a protein of 687 amino acids. Lineage: Eukaryota; Metazoa; Chordata; Actinopteri; Cypriniformes; Nemacheilidae. Gene Ontology annotation, molecular function: GTPase activator activity. Gene Ontology annotation, biological process: signal transduction; regulation of Rho protein signal transduction.
AGGUCGAGCUUGUGUGGCCUCCUCACACUCACAACAUCUGCAUGUGUUAUGAAUUCUACGUGUGGACCCGUUCAAACUCAUAUCAUGCUGUUUUCUCACUUGUAGUCUGCCUGAGCUGAAGGAUCACUGGUUAGAUACUCUACACAGCAAAACUGCAGAGGCGAGAUUGAGGGCAGGGAUCGCUUCAUCACCGCCCAGCGUCCUCAUGAAGGUGCUGAGUGGUAAUAACACGAAUAAAACUCUAAGUGGAGUUGGGAUGGACUCUGUCCUAGAGCCUCUUGAUAGCAACGGCAAAAUCUCCACCUUCUCGAAGCAGUUUCAUAACCAGGAGACGCAUGUUCAGCAGCCGAUUGGAGAAAAUGGAGGCAAAAAGAGCUUGUUCUCUUUUAAACUGAAGAGAAACUCAAGCGUUGCUGCACAAUCCGAAUCAAACCCGAAGAACUUGCUGUUUGGACGACAGCUUCAAGAUGAUGCCACGCUUCCAAAACCAAUUAUUGAAAUACUCCUUAUGUUGUUCAAGAAGGGUCUGUUCACUGAGGGAGUCUUCAGAGUAACUUGUAACAUCAAAAACCAGAAUGCCCUCAAAGAGCAGCUGAACUCCGGUGCUGAGGUGGACAUGGAAGCACUGCCUGUGACUCUCCUAGUUGGAUUACUGAAAGUUUUCCUGAAGGAACUCCCCGGAGGCCUCCUUGUGUUUGAGCACUAUGAUAGCUGGAUCAGCGCUCUGGAGAAAGAGAGUACGCAGGACAUUCACAGUGAGCUGAGAAGAGUGGCGGAGAAGCUGCCAAGAGCAAACAAUCUUCUGCUACAGCACCUGCUGUGUCUGUUUCAUCACAUCAGCCAGCGUUCAGACACCAACAAAAUGACUGCCCAGAACCUGGCAGUUUGCAUCGGCCCAACCCUUCUUCACCGAAACAGCAAAAGUCUAGAAAUGGAUGUUGUAGACCAGGUUGCUAAGCUUAUCCAGUUCCUCAUUGAACACUGCUGUGAUGUAUUUGGACAUACCAUCGUGACUCUUCUUGGGGAUUUAGAGGAGCAGGAGUCUUUUGACAAGUCUGAUUCAGCGUGUCUGACAUCCCCCGAAAUAUCCUUUGACAUCCACCAGCAUGACUCAGCAUACGACAGUACAGAUCCCGAUGGCGACUGUCUGGAUGCUGAUGGACAGGCUCACGAAGACCACACGCUUCCACACGGAAGCCCACCGAUAAGCAGGAUGGGACUUUAUGACGUUCAUUGUUGUUCCUCUGAUGCUAUAUUUGAAGCUUUUACGAAACCUUUCGAUCGACGUUGCUCCGAGCCCUCCCUCUUCUCCUUAGCCCCCACAAUGGGCUUAAGAGGGUUGGCCCGCAGCCAUGACAACUUUUCCACAGAGAAGGAAGACCUUGUGGAUCAACCGCUGAAGAAGCAAAGUUCUGAUUCCUUCCUGCAUCCCCAAUGCUGCAACAACAAAAGAUCAGAAGCGUCCUUCAAAAAACUGGUCGGAGGAUUGAAAUUGGACUUACCCAUGAGUGUUUCUUCUCCCACGUCUGAGGCGGGUUCCUGCCCCUCCUUCUGUUCGUCAGAUAGCACCUCUUCAAAUCUCUCAGAACAGUCGAUAACCUCGUCACCUCUCCCAUCCCCUGAAAGUCCCCGCAAAGGUCAGUCUACCAGGCACGCAUCCUUCAUGAGCAAGACUAGAGCUAACACCGCCAAAGGGGAGCUGGAAGGGAAUCGGCGAACUCUCUCGAUGAGAGCCAAAAGUCUUAGCAAUAUCUUCCCGUUCAACAGAGGAAGUCUGAAAAAAGGCGAGUCCCAGAAAGACGUCGUCUUUCCGUGUGGAACUCUUCCGGAGGACUCACAAAGCGAGGCCGAGAACCCUGAUGAGCUGGUUCGGCGACGAAGGCCUCUGUCCGCCAUUGAGGUCUUCCAACAUGUGGACAGUCGGAUGCCGUGCAACCCCCCAUCCUAUGAGCAGGCAAUUCAGAAUGGAGCCCAGCCGCCCCCCCCUCAGUACGGGACCAUGACGGUUCAACGUGCCAGAUAUCUGGGAAGGAAAUCUCGACCCAUCUCAAUGAACGAUAACCUGCUGGGCAUUUGUCAAGUUACCGAACCCACAGAAUACGCAGAAACAUUUGAAGAAAGCUCUCAAUUAGAUGAAGCGCAGCCGGUUGUGUUCCGGCAAAGAGCUAUGUCGGAAUCAGUUCAACAGUCGAGACAUGAAAGAGCGUCACAUCGGUGUAGUCAGCCCGUGUUUGAAGAGUUUUCCUAUGCAAAGGAAUCUAAUGUGUGAGUGUUUCUUUAUUCAUCGCAAUGCUAUACUCCUUUUAGCAUUGAUGCAGAACUAGCCUGCAAAGGUUAAGCUAAAAUAUUUCACUUAAAGUUGUUUCAUAUGCUAAUAUUGUUUUAACUCUGGCCAGUAUGAAGCUAUGUAAAUAGACCAGUUCCUAUAUUGCAAUUGUAUAGUCUAAUAAUAUACAGUGGUAACAGAAUGAAUAAUUUUGAUAUAGUCAGACUGUACAGUUGUAAAUUACAGUGUUUUUGUGUCAGUGCUACUCUUCUUUCACUACAAUAAAGACUUUCAGAGGA